AUGCAGAACAAGCUCAUCACUCUUACUGCCGCCGCCGCCAUGGCUGGAAUGGCAACCGCUGCCGGCAACAGCUACAAGGUCGUGUACGAGACCACCACCUCGACCAAGUCCAUCUGCCCGGACCACGCUGCUACUGCCUUGUCAGAGCCGAUCACCACCAGCACGAUUGUGUACACCGUCACCGUCCCGGCUGGAGACUGCGGCCCAACAUCGUCCGCCAGCAACCCAGUCGUGACCGAGACCACAACUAUCACCACCAGUCGCGAGGCUUCUGCUUCGUCCAAAUUCAGCAGCAACGAGGUUGGCCCUACCACUGGCGAUGUCAUCGGCGCUUCCAGCUCUCAGCUCGACUCGACCGUCCACAUGACCAGCACCAUCAAUGCGGCCAGCACCGUCACCAUCGGCGCCGAUUCCACUACCGAGACCAAGGCACCUGUCGCCACCCCAUACGCACCCUUCCCACCGUACUCUGCUCCAGGCAACUCAAGCUCGAUCAUCGGCACUGGCACUGGUACUGGUGCCAUCCCAAGCGGCACCGGCGCAUUCCCAUUGCCAUCUGGAGUCGAGACCUUCCCGGGCGGUGCCGCCGCCAUCGGCAUGAGCAGCAUCCUUGCUCUUGGCGCCAUGGCUGCCGGUGCUCUCUUCCUCUUCUAA
Fulvia fulva is the source of this 654-nucleotide messenger RNA. RefSeq lists its product as uncharacterized. Bases 1 to 654 code for a protein of 217 amino acids. The transcript is spliced from 2 exons. NCBI's taxonomy places the organism in Eukaryota, Fungi, Ascomycota, Dothideomycetes, Mycosphaerellales, Mycosphaerellaceae. The record is from RefSeq and is a predicted model, not a curated record.